Sciurus carolinensis (gray squirrel) is the source of this 2268-nucleotide messenger RNA. It is a transcript of the gene Sntg1, whose product is annotated as syntrophin gamma 1. NCBI's taxonomy places the organism in Eukaryota, Metazoa, Chordata, Mammalia, Rodentia, Sciuridae. Gene Ontology annotation, cellular component: intracellular anatomical structure; dystrophin-associated glycoprotein complex. The record is from RefSeq and is a predicted model, not a curated record. Gene Ontology annotation, molecular function: protein binding; structural molecule activity.
AGAGAUGCAGGCUGAAGAGUGAAGUUGAAGUUCUUAGAAGCACUGAGAAAUCAUGGGCGCUGCAGUAGGGGUUGAAAUAGUCAAAGGCCCACAGUUCAUGAAAUAAGCAGAAUGUUCCUGAGUGGAUUGUAACUCUUUUGGAAAUAGCUUUGUGAGAGGAGGUUGGAGCUCUACUCAAAACCCCGCGUUAGAGAAACUGAAAAGGCAUCUAUUUUCUCUACUUAGCUGACUGUUCUCCAGAAUGUUGAGAUUGCCAAAGAAGUGACCACAACAAAGGAAAAUAUUGAUCUCCAUAAAUUCAGACCACAUCCUUUGCGGUGCCAUAGCACAUGGAUUUCAGAACCGCCUGUGAGGAGACAAAGACAGGGAUUUGUUUGCUGCAGGAUGGUAAUCAAGAGCCUUUCAAAGUUCGGCUGCACCUAGCCAAAGAUAUUCUGAUCAUCCAGGAGCAGGAUGUGAUUUGUGUGUCUGGUGAGCCUUUCUAUUCUGGUGAAAGGACGGUGACCAUCAGAAGACAAACAGUGGGAGGAUUUGGAUUAAGCAUAAAGGGAGGAGCAGAGCAUAACAUUCCAGUUGUCAUUUCAAAAAUCUCCAAGGAGCAAAGAGCGGAACUUUCAGGACUACUCUUUAUUGGGGAUGCGAUUCUACAGAUAAAUGGAAUUAACGUAAGAAAAUGCAGACAUGAAGAAGUGGUUCAGGUUCUUCGAAAUGCUGGAGAAGAAGUGACUCUAACUGUUUCAUUUUUAAAAAGAGCACCUGCCUUCCUUAAACUUCCAUUGAAUGAAGACUGUGCAUGUGCUCCAAGUGACCAGAGCAGUGGUACCUCCUCUCCUCUUUGUGACAGUGGCUUGCAUCUCAACUACCAUCCAAAUAAUACAGACACCUUAUCAUGUUCCUCAUGGCCAACAUCUCCAGGCUUAAGAUGGGAGAAGCGAUGGUGUGACCUCAGACUGAUCCCCCUGCUUCAUUCACGCUUGUCCCAAUAUGUUCCCGGCACAGAUUUGAGUCGGCAGAAUGCCUUUCAAGUCAUUGCUGUGGAUGGGGUCUGCAGUGGAAUCAUUCAGUGCCUCUCUGCCGAGGAAUCUGUUGACUGGCUACAAGCAAUAGCAAUGAAUAUUUCAAACCUCACAAAGCACAAUAUUAAAAAAAUCAACAGAAAUUUUCCUGUAAACCAGCAGAUAGUCUACAUGGGCUGGUGUGAAGCACGGGAGCAGGAUCCCCUCCAAGACCGUGUAUACUCUCCAACUUUUCUAGCCCUGAGGGGCUCAUGUCUUUAUAAGUUUCCAGCACCUCCGGUGACUACCUGGGACUGGACUCGAGCAGAGAAAACAUUCUCAGUUUAUGAGAUUAUGUGCAAGAUUCUCAAGGACAGUGACCUGCUGGACCGGCGGAAACAUUGCUUCACCGUGCAGUCUGAGUCUGGGGAAGACCUGUACUUCUCUGUGGAGUUAGAGUGUGACCUUGCCCAGUGGGAAAGAGCCUUCCAAACAGCCACCUUUCUAGAAGUAGAACGGAUACAGUGCAAGACGUAUGCCUGUGUGCUAGAAAGUCAUCUAAUGGGCCUCACGAUUGACUUUAGCACAGGAUUUAUCUGCUUUGAUGCUGCAACAAAGGCUGUACUUUGGAGGUAUAAAUUUUCUCAGCUUAAAGGUUCUUCAGAUGAUGGCAAGAGCAAAAUCAAAUUUUUGUUUCAGAAUCCAGAUACUAAACAGAUUGAAGCAAAGGAGCUGGAAUUCAAUCUAUUUGCUGUUCUUCACUGCAUUCAUUCAUUCUUUGCUGCCAAAGUAGCUUGUUUGGACCCUCUAUUUUUAGGCAAUCAGGCAACUGCUUCUGCUGCUGCCAGCUCUGCUUCUACAAGCAAAGCGAAGUACACAACUUGACAUACUAGUUCUGCAUUGACAGUUACCAUGACUAGAUAAACAGACUAAACAUAUUCAUCAUUUUACUCCCUGGAGAAACUAUGAUAUCACCAAGUCAACAAUGGAAUCAGAUUGAAGUUUCAGCAGAAAAAAAAAAUGAUCAUGAGGCAUCUUAAAUGCAUUUCAUUUCUGGAAGGCAUCUGUAAAUAAUCCUAGAUUAACAGGACAGCCUGUGUUCACUUGGUUGAUUUGUAUCCAUAUACUGCUUUCACCAAAUGUGAAGAUAAAGAAAUGAAUGGUAUGAAGAUAUAUGUAAAUAAUAUAAAAAGUUGUAAGCUACCUAUAAAUAAAAAAAUAACAAUUAAAUGGUUAUUUCUGUAUUUUAGAUUAUUUUGUAUGACAAAUACAU